UCAUUCUUUACUUCACAAGAGUCUUAGCUUAGUGCUAGUCCUUCAUAUAAUAUAAUGUCGACCUUCAUCAUGAAAACUUUGCUACUCACCAUUUUCAUUAUCAUGUCCUUUUUUUCCUUCCUUUCAACAACGUCAUCAGUUGCUGAAGCCGCUAGGCUUCCAGGGGGUACUGACGACUGGUAUGCUAACACUUUGAGAGUUGUAAGGAGGCCAGGACAUUCGCCGCCACCAUAUCCAAAGCCAGCCCCUCCGGAGCGUGAUGUCAUGGUCGCAAGUUAUCUUAACAACAAAGAAAAUGAUGAUAAUUUAGAGAGGCCUAAACAUCCACCACCUUCAUAUCCAAAGCCAGCACCACCACACCGCGAUGUAACAUCUUCAAGGGCUGAUCAAUUAUCCGUCUUAGCCUCAGCAUAUAUUAUGACUACUAUAUAAAUAAGUGACGCAGUCAUGCAGAUUCACUAUAUAUUACGGGAGUAUAUAUGGGUGUAGGACUGGGUGAGGUUUAUUCGACGUUUCAUUCGAGCCCUGGGUGAUUCCGGGGGCUGGCCUGGGGUGUUAUUAUACCAUACCUAAGCUACGUACACUUUUGCUUCCUCCAUAUAUUUGAAUUAUAUAUGUAUGUAUCAUAAGGUUGCUAUCUUUGAUGUAUUAUUGUAAUAUUUUUAUCGCAUUCCUUGUUUAGGGCUUAUUACUUCCUAUCCCAAGCCCUAUUUCAUUACCUAUCUAUAAAUAUUAGUAAUAAUAAAAUAAAAUCACUGCACUUGCUUUCUAGCUAAGUGCAAGCUAUUUAAUUGGCUAAUAUUGUAUGUACCAAUGUAUGUAUAAUAGGCUAUAUAUUCUCAAUGAAUAUGAAUAACAAAUUGGUUAUAGUUUUAAAAUUCA
This is a messenger RNA of Chenopodium quinoa (quinoa), 882 nucleotides long. RefSeq lists its product as uncharacterized. The transcript has 3 exons. The record is from RefSeq and is a predicted model, not a curated record. Bases 55 to 432 code for a protein of 125 amino acids. NCBI's taxonomy places the organism in Eukaryota, Viridiplantae, Streptophyta, Magnoliopsida, Caryophyllales, Amaranthaceae.